AUUUUUAUAAUCGAAGCAUAGAAAAAUAAAAACAUGGAUGAGCAUGUAUCAAGUCAAUAUGCAAGAUCAAAAAGAAAAAUAAGGAACAAACGAUCCAGUAUCAUAAUCAUCCAUCAACAUUUUCUCUCUCUUUUUUUUCUGUUCCAUCUUUUUUUUUUGUGGUUGAUUCAUCAUGAUGCCUUCCUCAUCGCCUUUUAUUCAUCAGGAUAUUUUCUUUCAGCCGUUUCUGUAUUCCAACCCAAAAAUAACUACGUCUUCAUCAUCACAAGGAAGUGGCGACGAUGAUGAAGAUAAUAUUCCAUUGAGUGCGUAUUGCACGUUUCCAACUAUAGGAUUUACAUCCCAUCCUUUCACGACUUCAUCAAGGCCUCCACUACGGCGCCCAAGUGCUCCACCUCAACGUCAUCCCAGCGAAGGCUAUCGAGCCACAUGGCAAGCCCGACGUCCUUCACAACCUGCGAUCAAUCAACCGGCUUUUGAACUGUUAGAGGAUACUUCGGAUGAUGAUGACGAAGACGACGUACCUAUUGGCGUUCUUCAGGGCCAACCUUCGACCAAUCGAAAAGUAGAAUACCAAUCGGCCGCAGAAAAGUACAAGGAAAAAGUCAGGGUUUGGGCGAGGGACACAUCGAACAAUGCCAUUUAAAAGGUUUCCUCCUCUCUUGUUCUUCUCAUUAACCCGUCUCUCCGUAAUGUUCUUGAUCCCAUUCAUGGUUUGCCGACAAGCCCAGGCAAUGGGGCAGGCAAAGUAAAAAGGAAAUCCAAUAGUUCUGUGAUAUUGUAUUAC
Molecule: messenger RNA, 787 nt
Organism: Radiomyces spectabilis
Lineage: Eukaryota; Fungi; Mucoromycota; Mucoromycetes; Mucorales; Radiomycetaceae
Exons: 1
Coding region: 173-646 (157 amino acids)
Source: RefSeq, a predicted model, not a curated record